This is a messenger RNA of Otolemur garnettii (small-eared galago), 1449 nucleotides long. RefSeq names its product polypeptide N-acetylgalactosaminyltransferase like 5 (gene GALNTL5). Bases 94 to 1449 code for a protein of 451 amino acids. Gene Ontology annotation, biological process: spermatid development. NCBI's taxonomy places the organism in Eukaryota, Metazoa, Chordata, Mammalia, Primates, Galagidae. Gene Ontology annotation, cellular component: Golgi apparatus. The transcript is spliced from 9 exons. The record is from RefSeq and is a predicted model, not a curated record.
CAACUUGAUGUGUGUCCAAUCAGAUUUUUAGUGACCCCUGCUGUCACUUCAGGAUGGACUGAGUGUGCACUGAGGGAAAUAGAAAAAUGGACCAUGGAUAACACUAAGCUUACAAGGAGAAAUGUCAUAAUUCGAUGUUUAUUGUAUGGGUCCUUGACAUUUGGGAUGUGGACAACUCUGUUUUUCUUGUAUUUGCACCGUAUCCACACGCACUACUUGGAGAAGACGAGCCAGGAGCUUUCGUCAGCUUGGUAUCUGGAACAAAGUGAGCAGCAGCCAAUCACCCAGGACCCACAGCCACCGUCAAAAGCCCAUGUGGUAGUCAAAAAUAAACCUGAAAAACUGCAAACAUUUACUGUGUUAGGGGAGAAUAUUAACUAUUCGGACCCAAAACUUCUUGAUGGACUUUCAAAAUAUGGAUUUAAUACCAUAACCAGUACAAAUGUGGGCUUUAAGAGAGAGGUACCUGAUACAAGGCAUAAAAUGUGUCUUCAAAACCACUACUCAACCCACCUACCCACUGCCAGUGUCAUCAUCUGCUUCCAUAAUGAAGAAUUCAAUGCCUUGUUUCGGACAAUGUUCAGUGUUGUGAAUCUCACUCCAAACAGUUUACUUGAAGAAAUUAUUUUGGUAGAUGACAUGAGUGAAUUUGAUGAUUUGAAAGAAAAACUUGACUAUGUCUUGGAAGUUUUUCGAGGAAAGAUUAAAUUAAUAAGAAACCAAAAGAGAGAAGGGCUGAUUCGAGGAAGGAUGAUUGGAGCAGCUCGGGCGUCAGGGGAUGUCCUGGUGUUCCUGGACAGCCACUGUGAGGUGAACAAAGGCUGGCUGGAGCCCUUGCUAUACUCCAUUGCCAAGGACCACAAAAUGGUGGUGUGCCCUCUGAUAGAUGUCAUUGAUGAGACCACCCUGGAGUAUCGGGCCUCUCCCGUUGUAAGGGGAGCCUUUGACUGGGAACUGAAAUUCAAAUGGGAUAAUGUUUUCUCUUACGAGAUGGAUGGACCAGACAGACCUAUUAAACCAAUCCGAUCACCUGCAAUGGCUGGAGGAAUCUUUGCUAUAUACAGGCAUUAUUUCAAUGAAAUUGGACAGUAUGACAAGGGCAUGGAUCUUUGGGGAGGAGAAAAUUUGGAACUUUCUCUAAGGAUCUGGAUGUGCGGUGGACAGCUCUUUAUAAUCCCCUGCUCCCGAGUAGGACAUAUUACUAAGAAACAAUUCAAAGAAGUUUCUGCCAUCACUAGAGCCUUUACACGUAACUCUCUAAGAAUGGUGCACGUCUGGCUAGAUGAAUAUAAGGAACAAUUUUUUCUUCGAAAACCUGGUCUAAGAUCCAUUGCCUAUGGAAACAUUAGCGAGCGAGUCGAAUUAAGGAAGCGAUUGGGUUGCAAGUCAUUUCAAUGGUAUUUGGAUACUGUCUUCCCAGAGUUGGAGGCAUCUGUGAACAGCUCAUGA